Messenger RNA from Effrenium voratum, 2836 nucleotides. The record is from the annotation of a GenBank genome assembly. NCBI's taxonomy places the organism in Eukaryota, Dinophyceae, Suessiales, Symbiodiniaceae.
AGCUUGGGUUCUCGGGGGCCCUUCUGCAAUGUCGCGCGCGCCCAGCGCCAGCUCCACGCGGCCGAGGCGCCGCAGCUCGUCCGUGUGCCUCAGGAGCCCUCUGCCGAGCCCUCUGCCAAGCAGACGCCAGAGCUCGGCAUUGGAGGAGUAUCCUCAGACAGCGGUCACGCGUGCCAUCUACCACCAUGCGCGCGAGUUUCUGGCCAAGGCCGGCGGGGCAGCUCCGCAGAAGCGAGGCUAUUUAGCCAUGGCGGCGGUGCGCCGAGCCGCGCGCGCCGUGAUCAUAGAAAGCACCGUGGUGCAAGUUGUGAUCCGAUGCGUGGAACGGAGGAAGCAGCUACAAGCCAAGGAAGCCGACGAGAAGUGGAAGAUGUGCGAUGCCAAGCUUCUCUUCGGUGGGCAAAUGGGCAUUGAGUCCGCACGAAGAAUCUCCCAGCUGCUGGGGGACAUGCUGGCCGGCUUCGAAGGCUCCGACGACGUCCGCAGCCGCUUCUUGAACGUCGCCAGCACCUUCGACGCCUCGGAGACCUCCCUGAAGCAGCUGGAGGCCUCCUUCGUGGAGAACCUGGACGGCCUGCAGGCCAUGCGCGAGAACUUCGACCGAUGCACGGAGGAGGUCAUCCGCCUGGUCAGCCUCCUGGAGGGCGAUUGCAACAACAUGCGCCUGCAGCUCCACCGGACCCUGCGCAGCCCCCGGGCGCGCAUGAACCGCAACCUCUUUGGCCUCGAGCAGCUGGGGAAGAGCCGGAUCCUGAACCGCGAGCCGAGCUCAGAGCCGGACCACAUCAGCCACCUUCUCAGCACCUUGGAGCGCGACCUCUGCGACAUGCCCCUGGAAGCUGUGGUCCAAGUGGCCCAAGAUGUCAACGACCACAUUGUGAAGCAGCUUGCAGACAGCGGCAAGUUGGAAGUCUCACCUAGGGCUUUGCCAAUGGAUGAGCUUGCUGUGGGCAAGGCUCCGUCAAUAGUCGUGGAGCAGAUGUUUGAGACCUUGAAGCCAUUCAUAUUUGAGGAGAGAGACAAUGACCAGGCAGGGAAAGGAGUGAGAAGACCAUCUAGGGAACCAAUGGGGGAUGCGCCUGGGCAGGGUUCAGCACCGUCCAAGGGCAAGACAGUGACCGGCAGAGAAGCUCGGGCAGACCCUGCGAUAGCCAUGUCGCCUACCAGCCCCAUCCGACCUCCGGUGGAUAUUUCCUUCGCCUGUGCGCAGCUGGCGCACAACAACGCGCUCUCUAGAGAGCCUUUGGCACCUUUGGACUUGGGCAAGAAGAUCGACAGCUCAACGACUGGCGGUGCCAGUGCGGCCGGUACUUCCAGCCUGCCCUUGGCAUCAGAUAGUGGUGCAUUCUCGGGUCUUCAGCGCCAGAGGCUGAAGCCGGUCGGCGAGGCAGCAUCGACCAGAGGUGCAUCCGAGGCAAGAGGCAGCACUGGCGGCAUUCCGGAGCUGCCAGGCUACGUUGGGGAGCAGGGGCGCGAGGGAAAUAUCACACAUGCCGGGCAUGGGCAGGCAGGUCAGGAGCAUGGGGGCCAUGCUUCCUCACCAAGCCGUGCUGUCUUCGGCUCCCCGGAGCAUGGCGACCAUGUGCCGCUGGGCAAAGCAGGUCAUGAAGCGGCGAGCCUGUCGCCCGAACAUGCGGGUGGUGACAAGGUGCUACACCAAUCCAGGUCCAUUUUAGGCGGGGUCGCAGAAAGCCGUUCCAGCCAACCCAAUGAGAGAAGACUCAACGCGGAUGUCGUUCUCGAAAGGCAGGGAGAGCAUCACCACACAAGUGGUCAAUCUGGAGAGAUGCACUCGGCGUACAACAUGCCGGAGCACAUGCCAACUCAAGAGCCUGGUAGCCUGCCCACAGCGGCUGAUCCUUCAGAAUUAUCAACCCAUUUCGGUUCUCCCUCACUGGGAAAGGGCAGGUCCAGUGCUGAAAAGAGUAGUGACAAGCUACCUCAGCUCCACCCCAGCCGGCCAGGCACAGCGGACAGCCACUUGAGCCCAACCAGCAACAUCAGCCACCCUAGUCACGCAAGUCACGCGAGUUACGGCCACGGCCACGUGAGCCACGUGAGCCACCUGAGCCACAGCCACGCGAGCCGAGAGACACAGGCCAAGCAGCAGUCGCGAGGCGGGUCAAAGGAGGAACCUUCAAGUUCAAGGAGGCGACCCGCACGGAGUCCUGUUCCAAGCGAGGGUGAGUUCUCACGCUUUCUGGCAGUGGACAAAGGUUACGAGGAGCAGAUGUCCGUUGGCCCCUUCAUGGGUUCCCCACUGCUGGUGAGGAAGUCAAAGAUAGCAGAGCGACCCAGAAGGCAGACCUUGUUUGGGAAUGCUUCGGAGCCCGCGUUGCUCAAGCAGCAUGCAGAGACUCUUCGGCGUCCACGGGGUUUGCCAGCUCCAACGUUUGGACCUGCUUCGGGGCUACCUUCGGCGAUGGGACACAGUCAUUCGGCAAACUUGUCGAUGCUGCGUGUACGGCCUGCAUCGUUGGAUGCAGAUCAUCGUUUUCAACAUGGAAAACGAGAUGCGCUACCGACUUUGGGCGUGGAUGGAAUUCAGGCCAGUCAGGCUCCAAUGCAUCGCAAGGCAUCACCGGCGCGAUCGUUGGAGAGUGCAAGUGAAGCUCCAGAGCAUGAGCUUUUGCGUUGACCACUUUGCCUCGACAAGAAGGCUACGACCAGUGUGGUCAGAUAUUUGCCGAAUGGCAUUUCCCGCAAGCUCAUCUGUGUUCAUUUGCAAUGCAGUGAGUUUUGGGUGGGGGAGCCGGCUCAAACGCUUUUUGACUGGCACUCUGCCACAUACACGAUUGCCAAGCGAAGCAAACACACGAGACGAUUUGUGAUGGUG